GGGGGGGGGUUGAUGACUUAAAUUGUUCGAUGAAAUUCCCAAACGGGCCACAAGCAUUAGUGAAAGCUUCAACUUCUGGAACAGGGGUGGAGGCUUCUCUGUUCCUCUCCAUCCUGAUCAUUUCAACGGUUCAUGGCUUGGAAAACCUAGUUUCCAAACACGUGUCUUCCUCGAGCGAAUCUGUGAAUGUCAAAUCCUUAGAGCUCAGUAAUUGCAAGUCUGAGAGAAAAGAGGUGGAAAUUUCAGUGGAGGAAUGGAGAAGUGCAGGGCCGGUCGUCAAUGUCAAACCACUGGGACUCAAUAAUUGCAGGUAUAAUUGGAGAGUUUUUUAGGAAAAUCAUGAACAGAAAUGAGGUGGAAAUUUCUGUGGUGGAAUAGAAAAAUGCAAGUCUACCGUUGAAAUGUCAAUAAUGGUGGUUGGCAGCUGGUUGCAUCCAUCAAAUUUCUCUAAAGAUUCUUGCAAAAAUUGAUUCUGAUCAUCAAUAGAGACGAUGGAUCUUAUGGCUCCUGUUAUCAAGGAUGUUAUUAGCUUAGGCAAAUAUUUUGUUGGAAAGAUUAGCCAUUUUGUCAACUUGGACGGCAGCGUUCGCUCUCUCAGAAUUGCACUGGAAGAAGCGAAGGCUGUCCGCAAUGACUUAGAGAGAAGAAUUUAUCUAGCAGAGUUGGAGGGAUUAACGCGUACAAACCAAGUGAGGAAGUGGCUAGAAAGAUUUGAUGCCAUUGAAGCUGAAAUAAGCUUGAUCAUACAAGAUUUUGGACGGCCAACGCGAUGUUUUUGGUGCUCUACUGCAAGUUUUGCCUCUCGAUACAAGCUUGGCAAGAAAGUCUCUAUGCAGCUCAAGGAAAUAAAUAAACUCAGGGGAAAAGGAGCUUUGGAUGUCAUUGUGGCUGAUGGAUCUCUCCCUCCUACUGUUGAGGAGAUGCCGACUAGGCCUGCCAUCGGCUUGGAAUCAAUGUUAGAGAAAGCGAGACAAUUUCUCAGGGAAGAUGAUGCUGGCGUUAUGGGAAUCUAUGGUAUGGGAGGGGCUGGAAAGACCACUCUUUUGAAAUACAUAAAUAAUGAACUUCUAACAUUGAACCACGAUUUUGAUCUGGUGAUCUGGAUUGUUGUCUCGAAAGAUGUUAUUGCUGAAAAGAUACAAGAGGCUAUAGUGGUAAGGUUGGGCAUGUCUUGGGAUGAAACUGAGCACCCGGAGCAGAUAGCUUCAAAGAUAUACAAAGUCAUGAGGAAAAAAAGGUUCUUGCUUUUGUUAGAUGAUGUUUGGGAAGGAAUUGUCCUCGAGAAUAUUGGAAUUCCUCUUCCCAACAAGCAAAACAAAUGCAAGGCAAUAUUCACUACACGUUCUGUGGACGUAUGCAGUGAUAUGGAUGCUCAAUGCAAGCUCAAGGUUGAAUUCUUAAAAGAGAAAGAAUCAAGACAACUCUUUUAUGAGAAGGUAGGUAGAAUUGGGAUCUUGAGUUCACCCUCCAUUCAAUCUCACGCAGAGGCCAUCAUUAGAAAAUGUGGAGGCUUACCACUUGCUCUAAUAACUACUGGAAGGGCUAUGGCCAACAAAGAGACUGAGGAAGAGUGGAAGUAUGCCAUUGAAGUGUUAAACAAGUCUCCAUCAGAAUUACGGGGUAUGGGAGAUGUUUUCAAUUUAUUGAAAUUCAGUUAUGACAAUUUGGACAAUGACAUAUUGAGAUCAUGCCUUUUGUAUUGUUCCUUAUUCUCCGAGGACUAUUCUAUUGAGAAAGGACAACUUAUAGAAUAUUGGAUUGGUGAAGGUAUUUUGGAUAGCUCCCAUGGUGAUAAUGUACACAAUAUGGGGCAUGCUCUCAUAGGAUCCCUAAAAGGAGCUUGCUUACUGGAAACUGGUGAAGUGCAUACCCAGGUAAAGAUGCAUGAUGUUGUCCGAAGCUUUGCCUUGUGGAUAGCUUCUGACCCUGAGAAUAGAUUUAUUGUACAGGCGAGUUUAGGAUUGACUGUGGUACCCAGUGUUGAAAACUGGGAAGCGGCACAUAGAAUUUCGUUACUGGAUAAUGGAAUCACUGAAUUAUUAGGAAUACCUUUCUGUCCCCAUUUAUCAACCUUGCUGCUCCAAUGGAACAGCUGUUUGAACAAAAUUUCAUACGAGGUUUUCCAAUCUAUGCCUGUGCUCAGAGUUCUGGAUUUAUCGUUCACCAGUCUUAGAUACAUCCCAGCAAGUAUAUGCCAAUUAGCUGAGCUGCAUUAUCUUGAUCUGUCAGGGACCAAGUUAAGUACACUGCCUAAAGAGCUUGGAUUUCUGACUAAGUUAAGACAUUUGGAUCUGCAGCGCACCCGUUACCUAAGAACUAUUCCACGGGAGGCUAUAUCUGGACUCUCUCAGUUGAGGGUCUUGAAUUUGUAUUACAGUUAUGGUGGUUGGGAAAUGCAGGAAUGUGAGGGCAAUAUUGAAGUAAGGUUGGGGGACUUGGACUGUUUAAGACAUCUGACCAGCAUAGGGAUCACAGUAACAGAAUUGGUUACCCUGAAGAAGCUCUCUGCUUUUAACUCCUUACUUAAAUGUAUACAAUAUUUAUACAUCAAAGAGUGUGAAGGGCUGUCUUAUUUGCAAUUAUCAUCCUUUCCUAGUGAUGGUGAAAGAUUAAGAAGGCUUAGCAUUAACAAUUGCUGUGACCUGAAGCACUUGGAAAUUGGCUUGGGGCCUGGUAAGAAUUGGCUGCCUAGCCUUGAAGUUCUUGCAUUGUAUGGCCUUCCCAACCUGACCGCAAUCUGGACGAAUCCAGUAAGUCAAGGAUGCCUAAGAAGUCUUCGCUCCAUCAACAUUUGGUACUGCGACAAAUUGAAGAAUGUUUCCUGGAUAUUAGGCCUGCCAAAGCUUGAAAUGAUUUAUUUGUUUUAUUGCCAAGAAAUGGAAGAAGUGAUCAGUGGGCAGGGAGAAUCAGAGGCAGGGCCGGAGGCAUUUCCAUGCCUUAGAAUUAUAUCCAUACGGGAUCUCCCAGAACUGGAAAGUAUCUCCCAACGAGCAGUGGAUUUUCCUUCUCUAGAGAAAAUUGCGGUUAGUGGUUGUGCAAAGCUGAAGAAACUGCCACUGAGAGCUUCUAACCCCUCAACCCUACCAACUGUUUAUGGCGACAAGGAGUGGUGGGAUAACUUGGAGUGGGAUGAAGAUGCCACCAAUCCCCUUUUGCUUCCCCGCUUCAUGGCAAUAUGAUGAAGCAUAGAGUGAUAACUCAGGGUGUUUAACCGAUUACUCUUUUUACAAUCAGAGUGAAGAUUGAUGGAUUUAGCGUCCCACCGAGUGCAGAUUUUCCAAGAUCCAUACAGACCCAUCCAUCUUCCCUCUUCUCUGCUCUCGUGGACUGUAAAUGGCUAAUUUCAGGUGUGCACAGGAUAAGUUAAGAGCUCUCGCGCACACCCUAUUCGUCAAAAAAAGAACCCACAUGCAAAAAAUUAGAAGGGACUUGCUCGGUCUUUCGCAAGGCUGGCUAUACAUAUAUACACAAAUGGUUAAGUAGUUGCAGACGGUAAUUAAGUAGAGUUUCUUCAUUUGUUUUUCUAAUUGGUUAAGUAGUUGCAGACUGCAGAGGUUAUUCUUAUGAGUUUAUGUAGGUAGGUAAAGGGUUGGGUUUGAAGUAAGAGCAGUAGGCGAAUGUUGGGUGAAGCUCAUAAUAUCGUAAUUAUUUAGAUACAAUUAGUAUGUGCGUGAAUUGGUAUACAUAUAUUAAUAAUUAAACAUUCUUAUAUUCAUGUCGUAUAAUAUUUUUAGACCUAACUAAACGACUUGCUAAAUAAAAAUAAAAUCAAAAGCUAAUUAGUCAAAUUUGGAAAUCCAAUUUAAAUCUUGACUGCCCACUAAUACUAAUACAACAUUCCUUUGGUGAACUUUAAAAUUUUUAAGAAAAAUUUUAAAAAUCAUAACUGAUUACGAUGUGAUAAGUCAUUUGACGUUUUUUCAUUAGAGAAAAUUAAAGACAUCAUGUAUUAUUAUUUUCUCUACUUAUUAUCUUCUCUAAUGAAAAUGCUGCGACACAUGACUAAUAACAUUGCCGCGAAUCAUGAAUCUCGCAUUACUCAAUUUUUGAACUUCGGAUUUCACGUUGAAAUUGGCAUUGGGCUCAUCCCUUUUCCAUUGUCCCUUGAUCCUCGUCUCC
Molecule: messenger RNA, 4119 nt
Organism: Diospyros lotus (date-plum)
Lineage: Eukaryota; Viridiplantae; Streptophyta; Magnoliopsida; Ericales; Ebenaceae
Product: disease resistance protein RPS2
Exons: 5
Coding region: 492-3179 (895 amino acids)
Molecular function (GO): ADP binding; protein binding
Source: RefSeq, a predicted model, not a curated record